GAAGAAUGGUUGACAUCGUAUCAGUUACGUGAUAAUUAACAAACAAAGUUAAAGUACACAUUUUAAGCAUUCAUGCACUGGAAAAAGUCUUUGAACUUUAAUUAAAAAGUCUUUUUAAUUAGAAUUUUGAUAAAUUCAAUCAGAAAAAUAGAAAUCCAGAAUAUCCAGAUACUUAUAGUGUCUAAAUCUACCAAACAUUCUUGUCGAGAUAACCAGAAACUCUAUUAUAAUAAUCAGAAUUCUCAUUGAUAUAAGAAUUUGUUUUGUUGAUACAAUCUGAACAUUUUUCUCAGGGUAGUUCAUCUUUAAGACCAAUCUAGUCUCUUGUUAAUUUUGUGUUAGAAAUCAUUUAUUAGCCGAACAACCAUUAAAAUGGAGAAAAAUGAAGAUGAUAACAAAGAGAGUUACAACAACAGUGAAAAGGAGGAAGACGAUCUUCCUUUUGGUAGCAAAGAGAAGACUAUGACGGUAUUGAAUGAUCUCUUUAAACAUGGACAGAAUCUUUCUUUUAAUAGCAUUCUGGGCACGUCUAUGGACGAACGCCAAUCUAAACUGGAUUCAGCGCUCGAAUUGACACAGACUUUCCUCAAGAACAAGCCUUCGAUAAUUGGUUGGUUACGCAGUAAUUUGUUCGAGGAAUCCGAAUGUAAUAUACCUAUGGCAUUGUUGUUCAUUGCAUUAUACGAGCAGCAUUUAUUGCCCUAUCAGAAAAAAACAGAAUGCGACUUUAGUGAAAUAUACCAGUUUCUUUAUAAAAUGACGACGAAUCAGCCAGCACCACAGCUUUCACAUAAUUCCGCGAUUGUCUUACACAAACUAUUAUCAGAAAUAAUAGAGGAAGUAUGGCCAAACACACAGCCGGAUCUUCUGAGAUAUUUAAGUAAAAUACAUAUCUACAGUAGAUCGCCAAUCAGAAGAACAUAUUCGCGAAAAAACUUUUAUUUCAGGAAUGAUACUGGAUAGAAGAAAACAGCAGCUGUUCGUCUUAGAUCUAAUUAGGUACUGUUUAAAGCAAAGCUGGGAUUUAGUUGCACGUUUCAGCCGAUUUUCAGCGUGAUUCCUGCCCCUCAUUUCACCAACCCACGUACAGCCUAAAUGCAAAAAAAACGGCAUUCCCAGCUCUAGUUUAAAGUAUAUUUGUAGUAUUAAAAACAUAUUUAUACAGAAGAAACAAUAUAUUUCAUUUAAAAAAAAAAUAUUAGUCUUUACCAACCCUGUAUCUAAUAAAAUUACAUAAAUUGUAGAUUUAUAAUCUCGAAUUCUCCAAGUUUAAAAUUUUUUUUUGGAGUUUAAAUAUUAGAAAUCCUCGAAAGAAUUGUAAGACUUGGAAAUAGAUUACGAUUUUAUAUUGUACAGUUAU
Molecule: messenger RNA, 1360 nt
Organism: Mycetomoellerius zeteki
Lineage: Eukaryota; Metazoa; Arthropoda; Insecta; Hymenoptera; Formicidae
Exons: 5
Coding region: 373-963 (196 amino acids)
Source: RefSeq, a predicted model, not a curated record